AUGAGCACGCUUACUGCUAUGGCUGCAGGAUACGGGGUGAUGGCGGAUGACGGCACCAUUGACUACUCCGUACAUGAAGCCUGGAAUGAAGCCACCAACGUCUACUUGAUAGUGAUACUUGUGAGCUUCGGUCUCUUCAUGUACGCCAGGAAGAACAAAAGGAAGAUUAUGAGGAUAUUUACAGUGCCGCCGACAGUGGAGACGGCAUCAGAGUCUAAUUUUUAUGAUGAUGUGAAGAAGAUCCGCUUGCGCCAACAGCUGGAGAUGUACUACAUUGCUCGGAAACAUGAUCAAAAUGACAGCGUUCAGGUCACAAUGGAUUGACAAGCUGGAAAUACAUUGGGAAGUUUUCCUUUAUGGCAGCGACUUGACGGAACGUCUACUAGG
Nanorana parkeri is the source of this 387-nucleotide messenger RNA. It is a transcript of the gene SMIM19, whose product is annotated as small integral membrane protein 19. Lineage: Eukaryota; Metazoa; Chordata; Amphibia; Anura; Dicroglossidae. The coding region runs from base 1 to 324 and encodes 107 amino acids. The record is from RefSeq and is a predicted model, not a curated record. The transcript is spliced from 4 exons.